CGAAACCAUUGGAAAAGGGAAAUGACUGCUAUAGAUAGCUAGCUAGUCAUCAAGCCGCCUUCCUAUUUUAAACUCUCUCUUAGGACCCUUUUUUUCACUCUUCUUCUUUAAAUAUACUUGUAGUUAGUAAUUAGUGAAUCAUAUCAUCCUCUCUUUUUGUUUUGUCUAGGUGGAUCUUUGAUGGAAAAUUUUCAGGGAUUUUUGACAACUUCAUCCUUGCUUGGUUAUGGUGAAUUUCAAAGUGGGAAGGGAUCGAUGGAAGAGAUGGAGGGUGGGGCUGAGAACAAAACCUUUGCUGGGUUGCUUGGGACUGCGAAGAAGAAAGGAGACCAUAAAAAGAUAAGAAAGCCAAGAUAUGCUUUCCAAACUAGAAGCAAAGUUGAUAUACUUGAUGAUGGCUAUAGAUGGAGAAAAUAUGGCCAGAAAGCAGUCAAGAACAACAAAUUCCCUAGAAGUUAUUAUCGAUGUACGCAUCAAGGAUGCAAUGUGAAAAAACAAAUUCAAAGGUUAACAAAAGAUGAAGGAAUGGUGGUGACAACUUAUGAAGGCAUGCAUUCCCAUCCCAUUCAAAAUUCUAAUGACAACUUUGAGCAUAUCUUAAGCCAGAUGCAGAUCUACACUACUUCCUUUUAAAUUAAGACGAUUUAUAAUUAAUUAUGUAGAAAAUUAUGUAUUUUAGUUCAAUUCUGAUAUGCAUAAUGAAAAAAAAAACCCCUUCGUUUUGUUUAUUAUCUCAAUUUGUAUUGAGAUUUUGGAGCUGAAUAUAGUAAGUAAUUAGAAUCAUUAUUAUGUAUAUUUAUUCAUGUA
This is a messenger RNA of Gossypium raimondii (Peruvian cotton), 807 nucleotides long. RefSeq names its product probable WRKY transcription factor 75. The record is from RefSeq and is a predicted model, not a curated record. Gene Ontology annotation, biological process: regulation of DNA-templated transcription. Gene Ontology annotation, molecular function: DNA-binding transcription factor activity; sequence-specific DNA binding. NCBI's taxonomy places the organism in Eukaryota, Viridiplantae, Streptophyta, Magnoliopsida, Malvales, Malvaceae. Bases 181 to 633 code for a protein of 150 amino acids. The transcript is spliced from 2 exons.